Cydia amplana is the source of this 864-nucleotide messenger RNA. RefSeq lists its product as uncharacterized. Bases 189 to 782 code for a protein of 197 amino acids. The transcript has 5 exons. Lineage: Eukaryota; Metazoa; Arthropoda; Insecta; Lepidoptera; Tortricidae. The record is from RefSeq and is a predicted model, not a curated record.
GCGAACCAGAGCGCACGCGCGAAGGGCUUUGUUAUUUUGUUUACAUCCCUCAUCGCCAUUCGGCGCCGAGCGCUCCGCCCGAACUGCCAAAACAUUGUGAAGUGUAGUGAACAAUUACUUACAUACGAAUCAAUCGGAUCAAGUUCUAAAAGGAUUGUUCGCUUUUACGGGUGUGUGCCUGCGAUGGGAUGGCGGCGGGCUGCGCGCGCGCCGCGGUCGCGCUGCUGCUGCCGCUGGCGCUCGCCGACGUUAUUUUCCGGGUGCCUGAAGUUAUGGUCCGACACGCAGCUAACACAAAAGCAGUAGGCACGGGGCGAACGAACGCGAGCCGCAACGACUCGGACGCCGAGGCCUACGAGGGCCUACUGGAGGUCCGCUAUGAGGAGUACUUCGUGGAACACGAGAUAUCAACAGCCGACGCUAGGAAGGCCGCCGUGGCGAUGGACUUGGAUAAAAUCCCGGAAACGCUGGCUGGCUGCGGCACCUGCUCCAAGCGCGAGCUGCAGUACUGCGAGACCCGAGUCCUGGCGGACCACUGCUGCUGCGAGCGGCAGGCCUUCCCGGAGCCCUUCCCCUGGCUGCCUCACACCUGCUACAUGGGCCCGGGCCGCUGCAAGCCGCUGAUGCACGACUGCGCCAAGUAUAAGAGGAUACGGGAUUGCUGCUGCUAUAGGAGGCUGGCUGAGAGAUGGAAGCACAUCCUCUCCAGCUCGGGCCGGACGGGCGUCAGCGGCGCGUCUCUUCUCCUACUGUCCAUGCUGCUGUUUGUGGCGUACCUGUGACAGCAGGCGCCCCCUCCAGCCCGCCUGCCCGUGCCAGUGUAGCCUCUAACUCCAGGAGAUAAGGUUCACAAUACAAUACGGA